Paramuricea clavata is the source of this 639-nucleotide messenger RNA. NCBI's taxonomy places the organism in Eukaryota, Metazoa, Cnidaria, Anthozoa, Malacalcyonacea, Plexauridae. The record is from the annotation of a GenBank genome assembly.
AUGAUCGAAGGCGAAAAGGUUGUUAUUUGCGACGAAAACGUCAUGCCAAUUCUGGAACUAGCGGACGAGUUUCAGGCAGUCAAUGUAAUCAAGCAAUGUAUUGAUGACUUUAUUAACAGCGACCAGGUUACUUCGCAAAACGUCUUAAGAAUUUUGCCGUAUGCUUUUCGUUAUUACGAGUCAGCUAUACCGAAGCUAUCUGAAGUGGUUAAUCGUAGUGUGUCAGUAACACGCCUGAAAGAAUUCCACUCAAAAAUGACAGACGAAAAGGAUGCGGGUAAAAGCACUCACAUGAUAUGGGGUAAGUUCUUCCACCUGGAAAAAGUUGCAGGAAAAAGUUACGACGUCAUAACUUCAGUCUUUGAUCAUUUCGUUCGGCAAAUGCCGUUCCGGCUCCAAGUAGCAGAUUCCCGGCUCCAAAUAGUAGAUCUCUUCAACCCAAUCUGUGAAGGUUGUGGCAGGCGAAUUGCCAGUGUCAAUUUGAACUCAUUUGCCGGAAUGAAGGGAUGCAAGAAAUGUUUGCAAAGAUGGAAAGAUAGGUUUUACUCUGAUAUCCCACAGAAUGUAAGAGAAAUGUUAUGGGAACUACUGUUACAAGUUGAAGACAUUUCAACUGCUUCUAAAGAACAGUCACAAUAA